This is a messenger RNA of Penaeus indicus, 1101 nucleotides long. Its product is annotated as broad-complex core protein isoforms 1/2/3/4/5-like. NCBI's taxonomy places the organism in Eukaryota, Metazoa, Arthropoda, Malacostraca, Decapoda, Penaeidae. The transcript has 4 exons. The annotation marks the transcript as partial. Gene Ontology annotation, molecular function: protein binding. Gene Ontology annotation, cellular component: nucleus. Gene Ontology annotation, biological process: regulation of transcription by RNA polymerase II. The record is from RefSeq and is a predicted model, not a curated record.
GCUCUCCUCCUCCUCCCCGAAGCCCGACGUCGCUGUUCCGCCAAACGCAUGGAUGUCCUCACCCGCGGCGUCCUUCUCGCCAAUAUCCCCUAACUCCUCGUCUGUCACAGAUGAGAAUAUUCUGUCAAGAUGGGUGAUGGAAUGCUGUCCUUGUCAUGGAAUAACCACAAAGCUACAUUCUGCCACAUUCUCUCUACACUCAGAGAAAAGGAGAGAUAUACAGACGUGACCCUGGCAUGUGAAGGAAAAUUCUACCCUGUUCACAAACUGGUGCUGUCAACAUGUAGUGAAUAUUUUGAGAAUAUGUUUGAACACACACCGUGUAAGCAUCCAAUAAUAGUGUUGAAAGACGUUAAACCAGAUGAGCUAGAAGCUCUUCUUAGUUAUAUGUAUGCAGGUGUUGUGAAUGUUGCACAAAAUGACCUGGCAAGAUUAAUCAAGGCAGCUGAGCUCCUACAGAUUAAAGGUUUAGCUGUGCCAGAUGAACCCCCUCAGGAAGCAGAGAGUAAAAAAACCACUGUACCUCCAUGGAGCUCCCGCGAUGACAGAAGUAGCCCACACCCGAAGAGGAGAAAAAAAGGAGACGAGAAUGGCACACCUUCUAUUGGCGGCUCACAGCCCUCAGCUAGUCCAGCAUCCUCACCCAGAGCAUCCCCUUUUCAUGUGGAAAGUGAUCAUCACCAAGAUAAUUUAAGAACACAUAAUGAACUGUAUAUAUCUGAACAUAGAAUAGAAAAAUCCAUUGAUACUAGACCUGAACAAAGACUCGAAGCGAGAGUUGACCAUAAUGUUGAAACCCGAAUAGACCCCGCUCCUCCUCCUGCGCCAGGAUCCCCAGUCCAAGUAAUGGUAGAUGAAACUCUAGUCAAAGAAGAAAUUGUAGAUACUGUGGAUGAUAGUAGAGAUGACGGACUGGAUUCUGGCAUGGACUACGGAGCGUUAGGUGCAGACUCAAGAGUUGGUGGUUCAAGUGACGGAAUGGGAACAGACCAUGCAAGUCAGAUGUUACCAAACAAAUUUGAUCAACCAAUGGUGCCAACUCAACAACACCUUCCUGAUUCUGUUACAGAAGCCCUGGCGGGUCCCUCAGGGAUGCAAGGG